This is a messenger RNA of Beta vulgaris subsp. vulgaris (sugar beet), 1149 nucleotides long. RefSeq lists its product as uncharacterized. The coding region runs from base 1 to 1149 and encodes 382 amino acids. Lineage: Eukaryota; Viridiplantae; Streptophyta; Magnoliopsida; Caryophyllales; Amaranthaceae. The record is from RefSeq and is a predicted model, not a curated record. The transcript has a single exon. Gene Ontology annotation, molecular function: nucleic acid binding.
AUGGGGUCAGCAGAUGAGGGAGGGGCAAUGACGAUGUUUGGCCUUCAAGAGUUGCUGGAAAUUGAAGGCAUGGAGGAUAACUUGCUGAUGCAUGAGAUGUGGACGCAUUAUAACAGUGAUGAUGACCAUUACAUAGAGGAUGAUGAAGGAGGCACAACAGCAGAUGGGAAUGAAGCAGAGCAACAACAUCAGCAAAGUCAGCCACACCAACCAAACACAGAAAUACAAAACACUGUAAGUUCAUCAACCCAAAAACCACAUUUAACUCUAACAAAAAGGAGAAUGUUGGUUGAUGACCUUCUUACCUCUGAAAUAAAUGGUAAAUUUCCAUGGGGUGUAAAAAGAAAAAUAGCGAGAAAGCAUGGCAUAAGCAGGAUGAUGCUAGAUAGAAUAUGGAAAGAUGCAAAAAAACAGAGAGAAACUGGGCAUGCCAUAGAUGUGAGAAAUAAAAAAGCAGGCAGAUGUGGUAGGAAGCUUAAAAUUUACGAUGAACAAUGGCUUCAGUCAGUCCCACUUCAACUAAGGACAAGUAUUAGGGCAUUUGCUGGUUCUCUUAGAGUCCUCCAAUCUAAUGUCUAUAGACUACUAAAACAGGGGAAGCUGAGAAGUCAUACAAGCAGCACCCACCCAAAACUGACAGAAGACCACAAGUUUCAAAGAAUGAAGUGGGUGUUACAACACAUUUUACCAGCAACAAGGACACAACCACCAAAAUUUGUUGACAUGCAAAAUGUUCACAUAGAUGAGAAGUGGUGUUAUUUGAGUCCAGACAUGAGGAUGUUUUACUUGCUCCCUGCUGAAGAUGACCCUUAUAGUUGUUGUCAAUCCAAGAGAUUUAAGAUCAAAGCUAUGUUCAUGUGUGCCACAUCUAGACCUAUUAAGGACUGUAAAGGGAGGAUGAUACAUGAUGGGAAAUUUGGUAUCUACCCUUUUGUUGAGUAUGUGAGAGCUAAAUAUUCAACUAAAAACAGAAGGGCAGGAACUUUGGUGACAAAAGCAAUUGAAAGUGUUAACCUAGCAGUUAUGAGGGACAUGAUAAUCAACACUGUCAUCCCUGCCAUCAUGAGGAAUUGGCCUGAAGGUGUAUCUAAAGAUAUUUACAUACAGCAAGACAAUGCUAGAGCUCACAUUCAUGCAUCCAACCCCUGA